Messenger RNA from Drosophila ananassae, 993 nucleotides. It is a transcript of the gene CREG, whose product is annotated as protein CREG1. The coding region runs from base 244 to 879 and encodes 211 amino acids. The transcript is spliced from 4 exons. The record is from RefSeq and is a predicted model, not a curated record. Lineage: Eukaryota; Metazoa; Arthropoda; Insecta; Diptera; Drosophilidae.
GCAAAAACUCGCCAGUCAGUUUAUAAACAAAUCCCAAGAAGGUAGCAACGAUAAGGAACACUGAUCCUCAGCACGCACAGGUAGACACAAAUGGGAAAUUCGUAAUUUGCAAAGUGAAUUGAGCGAAGGUCAUCAAUGUUCAAAAUGAAGUGAGAAAGUACUUUGACGGAAAGGUUAAUGCAAUCUGGGUAUUUGCUUUGUUUGACUUGAAUCACUGAGUACAUACAAUAUAAGUGCCUCACCAUGGUACACUGCUCUUUUCUAUUGUUGGCUUGGAUCCUGGCCUUCGUAGCUCCCUUACCCAGUUUUGGAUAUUCUCCUCGAGAGGACGAAAGACUGAUUCGCGAAUAUAAGCAGCAACUGGAGCUAAACCACGCCAAGAUCGCCAGAGACCUAGUGCAUCGAGCGAAUUGGGCUGCUGUGGGCAGUAUCUCCACAAAUAAAAUCGUCGAGGGUUAUCCCAUGGUCAACAUCAUUUCCACAGACGAUAGCGACUCCGACGGCAAAUCCACUGGCCGGAUACGUUUUCUGCUCACUGAUUUGGACUUUACUGGCCCGGAUUGGGAGCAUAACAACAAGGUGACCCUAAUGUUCAGCGAUGACCAGACGUUGAAUUGCCAGAAAGCGGGCAAAGAUCCAAUGGAACCCACUUGUGCUCGCACCAUGCUGAGUGGACAGGUGAAGAAGAUAAAUCCAAACGAUAGCAGUUAUCAGCCCGCCCUGGAUGCUUUCGAGAAACGUCAUCCUGCAGCCAAUAAUUGGAUUAAAGCCCACAAUUUCUACCUAUGCGAGUUGGAAAUUCGCAACAUCUUUGUUCUUGACUUCUAUGGAGGCCCGCACCAGGUCAGCGCCUCGGACUAUUACGCUAUUAAGGCGUAGAUUACUCAUUUGGGAAACAACCUGACGCCUCAUUCUAUUUUUUAAUGCGCCACAAUAUAAAUGAUAAGUCAUUUGAUCAAGGAAUUGAAAGAAUAAAUAAGUAAACAAACAGAA